Messenger RNA from Penicillium pulvis, 1266 nucleotides. RefSeq lists its product as uncharacterized. Gene Ontology annotation, molecular function: gamma-glutamylcyclotransferase activity. Lineage: Eukaryota; Fungi; Ascomycota; Eurotiomycetes; Eurotiales; Aspergillaceae. The transcript has a single exon. Bases 1 to 1266 code for a protein of 421 amino acids. The record is from RefSeq and is a predicted model, not a curated record.
AUGGCUCCUGAUCCUACCUCCCAGCCUAACGAGGCGGAGACCAUUUCACCGUCUCAGCGCCGGUUUAGCGCGGUUGAACCUCUAGACCGGCUCCAAGCUACCGUCCCUGCGGUCCCACCUCAAGCAGCGAAGCUCGAUAUCCGGUCAAUUCCUACCACCUCUACUGAACGUUGUCGCGCUUCCAACAUCGAUGUAUCCCCCGAUCAGGAUGUCGGACUUUCAGAGAAGAUCGCAGCGCUGGAGGACAAGGGCCAAGGGUUACCGCAGACAUACGCAGAGGAAACAGUCCUGUAUCUAGCAUACGGAUCAAACCUGGCCGCGAAGACCUUCCUUGGCAUGCGUGGCAUCAGACCGAUCUCGAAAAUCCGCGUCCUCGUGCCAGAUCUGCGCCUUACAUUCGACCUUCCCGGCGUCCCCUACGCUGAACCUUGUUUCGCAGCCACCCAGUUCCGGGAUCCUGAUGUUGCAUCCGAGUCAGAAUCCGAAUCCGAGGCCGACGUUGAUGAUGAUAAACUCCUCACUGAAAGCGAAUACCUAUCCGAAAAGGCGUCGCUUCAGACUCAAACAAAGGAGAUACGUACUGGUUCCCACGAGCGGCGAUGGCAUAAACCCCUCGUCGGUGUUGUGUACGAGGUCACACUGAUGGACUAUGCGAAGAUCAUCGCGACAGAGGGCGGUGGUCGUGGAUACAGGGACGUAGUCGUUGACUGCUACCCCUUCGCGGAAGGCUACAAGCCCACCAAUCCAGUCCCAGAUCACCCAUCUACCCAGGCCUUCAAGACACAUACCCUCCUCUCACCGGCAGCGGAUGACGCCCGAAAGAGGGUAUAUGCUGCCAAAGGUAUCGAGACCACAGCAUCUGACUCUUGCUCCACGUCCUCAAUAUUCGAUAUUCAGCCGCACAUGCGUCCGGACCCGGAGUAUGCGCAGCCCUCUGCACGGUACUUAGGUUUGCUUAUCACGGGUAGUGAGGAGCAUGAUCUCCCCGUGUCUUAUCGGGAAUAUCUUUCCGGCAUUCAUUCAUAUCAGAUGACCACGUCUCGGCAGAAGAUCGGGAAGGUGGUCUUUCUGGCGGUGUGGGGACCGCCUUUACUCUUGACACUGAAGCUUUCUAAGGUUUUCGCUGGUCCUGAUGGACGCAGUCCGCAAUGGCUAGCUUCCACAGCGAAUCUACUUUUCUUGGGACUGUGGAAUAGCUAUGACUAUUUCUUCAAAAAGGUGUUUGGGGAUGGUGAGAGGACUAUUGAUGAUACCCCGUCCUCGUGA